AGCUGGUCCCCUGCCAAAGGCUGCCCAGUUCUUACGCCCUUUGAAGUCUCAGGCUGGGGGUGGAGCACUGGCCACCUCAAAGGCCCCAUUUACGGAGCUGGGACGCUGAGGACACGGAGCUGGGGGCAGGGCACUGCUGGCCGGGCAGACGCUCCGUGGGCCCAGGGCCAGGUGUGGCCCUGGGGCUGGCAGGCCGCCGUGGGCCCUCAGGCGUGUGUGGCUGCUCCCCGGGGGGUUCUCCUGGGGGGUUCUCCUGCCCUCUCCCGUGGUGCGUGUGCUGAGCACAGCCAGGAACAGGCAGACAGGACCAGCCAUUUGGAAAGUGGUUUGGUCGAAUCUACUCAAACUGAAGGUCUGACCCUGACAUCCCACUCCUCGGUGUCACCCCGCAGGGACAUGAUCCUGGGCCCACUCUGCAGCUCCAAGGACGUCUCAGUGCAGAGGGGAGGGCACGAAGCCCGUCCGGGUUAGGGAGCUUGGAGCAGGGCCAGACAGCGCCGAGGUGUCUGGCGCAGUGGCUGUGUGACCUGAACAAUCGCGUGCGGCUCGGCCUCUCGUUCAGAUUGGGGCGCCCACCAGCUGCAUGUUUACAGAGUACGUGCCUCUGUGCACGGCACACGUCACAACAGGGAGCUCCAAGCACGUGGGCGUCAGAGGUGCCUGGUGUGGAUGGGUGGGUGCCGAUGGUGCUCACACACGCGGGCCCUCGGGCCACCAGGCAGUAGCUGUGGAGAGAAUGGCCUUCGGCAGGGAUGUCACAGGCACCAACACUUUUCAAAGGAGGCCUCCCUCAGGCCCUGCGCCUGCCUUGUGGCCUCGUUGUCCCCACCUGUCAACAGGAAGACAAGUCCCUUCCCUCACCCUAGGCCUUCAGAGGAGGAUCUGUGGUUGGCAGACGCAUCUUCAGUGAGGAAGUGCGGGAGGCUCCAUGGGGCACGGGGCCGUGGGCCCCCCCGACCAUGCUCCCACAGCGUCAGGUCCCACAGAGGAAGUGGGGCCGGCAGGGAAGAGGGUGUCUAUGUCCCUGCCAUCCUCCACGAUGACCAAGAGCACCUUUCCUGCACCCUUUGGCCACUCAGCGAAAUGACCGGGGACAUGACUGCCCCUCAGUGAACAUCUCACACGGGGUGGGGGUCAGGGUUAGGGUUGGGGAUGGCCAGUCAACAGUUAGUGGCAAUUCCUGAGGCGGAGCGGCAUCAGACAGGCGUUGGGGAACGGGAGGGCUUCAAGGAAGAGGCGGUGUUUGCUGUGGGCCUGGAGGGGGUAGAAGGCUUGGGGACAGGUCCAGGACACCCCACAUGCAAACACCUGGAGCAGAGGCCCGACUGGGGGCGCUGGUGGGCGGAGCGCAGGCGGCUGGCAGGCCACGGUGGCUCUGGGCAUAAGGAGAUGUCCCUGUGCUCCGGGUCGGAGGCCCUGGGUGUCCUUGGCGCCACCUGGCCGGGCGCUCCCAGGCACACGCCCAUCAUGUGGCCGCCCUCUGGAGGAGGGGCCCCGUGGACGACUUUAAUGCUGUGCGGAAGGGCUCCAUUCUUCCUGCUGCAGCCCUCCCUGGCCCGGGCAGGCAGGAGGCAGAGAAGUGGGUGGCCCUGGCUGGCUGCCCGUUCAGGGAAAGGCAGGAAAGGAGCUGCGGGCCCUGAGAGUUGGCGCUGCGGAGCUCGGAGUCCUGGCUGGGAGGGGACCAGCCUCUGGUGGAGAAGCUUAGGCCUCUGCAGCUGGUCCAUGCCGGGGCCGACACUGGUCCAGCCGGGGAGAGGGUAAGUGUGAAGGUGGCACCAUGAGCUGAGCGGAGCCCCCUGAAGGAAUGACCCUGCUACCUGGCAGGACAACGCCAAUGCAGGGUCCCCGGAGGAAGCUGCUGGCCACCCUCAACGCCACCCCCCCAGCCAUCCCCUACCUCGGGCCAGCCGCCAACUUGACGGGGCCCCGGUGCCUGGAGGUGUUCGUUCCUGACGGGCUCUUCCUCAGCCUGGGACUGCUGAGCCUGGUGGAGAACGUGCUGGUGGUGACGGCCAUCGCCAAGAACCGCAACCUGCACUCGCCCAUGUACUUUCUCAUCUGCUGCCUGGCCGUGUCCGACCUGCUGGUGAGCGCGAGCAACGUGCUGGAGACGGCCGUCAUGCUGCUGCUGGAGGCGGGCGCCCUGCCCGCCCGGGCCGCUGCGGUGCAGCAGCUGGGCACCGUCAUCGACGUGCUCACCUGCGGCUCCAUGGUGUCCAGCCUCUGCUUCCUGGGUGCCAUCGCGGUGGACCGCUACAUCUCCAUCUUCUAUGCACUGCGCUACCACAGCAUCGUGACGCUGCCCCGGCUGUGGCGGGCCAUCGCAGCCAUCUGGGUGGCCAGCGUCGCCUGCAGCACUGUCUUCAUCGCCUACUAUGACCACAUGGCCGUCCCACUUUGUCUCGUCGGCUUCUUCGUGGCCAUGCUGGCACUCAUGGCGGUGCUGUAUGCCCACAUGCUCGCCCGGGCUUGCCAGCAGGCCCGCAGCAUCGCGCGGCUCCACAAGAGACAGCACCCCACCCACCAGGGCUUCGGCCUCAAGGGCGCUGCCACCUUCACCAUCCUGCUGGGCGUGUCCCUCCUCUGCUGGGGCCCCUUCUUCUUGCACCUCGCACUCAUCGCCCUCUGUCCUCAGCACCCCACCUGUGGCUGCAUCUUCAAGAACUUCGACCUCUUCCUGGCCCUCGUCAUCUGCAACGCCAUCGUCGACCCCCUCAUCUAUGCCUUCCGCAGCCAGGAGCUCCGGAAGACGCUCCAGGAGGUGCUGCUGUGCUCCUGCCAGCCCGGCCGUCCGCGAGUCCCGCACCGCCCGCCACACGCACCGAGCAUGAGGGAGAUCGUGCACAUCCAGGCCGGCCAGUGCGGCAACCAGAUCGGGGCCAAGUUCUGGGAGGUCAUCAGCGAUGAGCAUGGCAUAGACCCCAGCGGCAACUACGUGGGGGACUCCGACCUGCAGCUGGAGCGCAUCAGCGUCUACUACAAUGAGGCCUCCUCUCACAAGUAUGUGCCACGGGCCAUCCUGGUGGACCUGGAGCCCGGCACCAUGGACAGUGUUCGGUCUGGGGCCUUCGGACACCUCUUCAGGCCUGACAAUUUCAUCUUCGGUCAGAGUGGGGCCGGCAACAACUGGGCCAAGGGCCACUACACGGAGGGCGCCGAGCUGGUGGACUCGGUGCUGGACGUGGUGCGCAAGGAGUGUGAGAACUGCGACUGCCUGCAGGGCUUCCAGCUGACCCACUCGCUGGGCGGCGGCACGGGCUCGGGGAUGGGCACGCUGCUCAUCAGCAAGGUGCGCGAGGAGUACCCCGACCGCAUCAUGAACACCUUCAGCGUGGUGCCCUCGCCCAAGGUGUCGGACACCGUGGUGGAGCCCUACAACGCCACGCUGUCCAUCCACCAGCUGGUGGAGAACACGGACGAGACCUACCCGCUCCCCAGCCGGGGCAGCCAGCAGUACCGGGCCCUGACGGUGCCCGAGCUCACCCAGCAGAUGUUCGACGCCAAGAACAUGAUGGCCGCCUGCGACCCGCGCCACGGCCGCUACCUGACGGUGGCCGCCGUGUUCCGGGGCCGCAUGUCCAUGAAGGAGGUGGACGAGCAGAUGCUGAGCGUGCAGAGCAAGAACAGCAGCUACUUCGUGGAGUGGAUCCCCAACAACGUGAAGACGGCCGUGUGCGACAUCCCGCCGCGCGGCCUGAAGAUGGCCGCCACCUUCAUCGGCAAACAGCACGGCAUCCAGGAGCUGUUCAAGCGCAUCUCGGAGCAGUUCACGGCCAUGUUCCGGCGCAAGGCCUUCCUGCACUGGUACACGGGCGAGGGCAUGGACGAGAUGGAGUUCACCGAGGCCGAGAGCAACAUGAACGACCUGGUGUCCGAGUACCAGCAGUACCAGGACGCCACGGCCGAGGAGGAGGGCGAGAUGUACGAAGACGACGAGGAGGAGUCUGAGGCCCAGGGUCCCAAGUGA
Molecule: messenger RNA, 3967 nt
Organism: Pteropus alecto (black flying fox)
Lineage: Eukaryota; Metazoa; Chordata; Mammalia; Chiroptera; Pteropodidae
Product: tubulin beta-2 chain
Exons: 6
Coding region: 1805-3967 (720 amino acids)
Biological process (GO): microtubule cytoskeleton organization; G protein-coupled receptor signaling pathway; axon guidance
Cellular component (GO): membrane; cytoplasm; microtubule
Molecular function (GO): G protein-coupled receptor activity; structural constituent of cytoskeleton; GTPase activity
Source: RefSeq, a predicted model, not a curated record